AUGGACUCGAUGCAGGAUGAUGUCCCCAUCAAGCGACCGCCAGAGGACGAAGAACCCUUUGAUCCAAGCAGAGCCCCUCCAAAGCGACAGACUAUAGCGAUUCCAGCUACCAAUGGGCAAAGCGAGCCAUCCAUUGCUCCCUCUUCUGAUGCCACAGACCAUCAAUUGAUGGGCAAAACUCCAGGCGAGCUGGUCACCAUCAUCCUUGCGAUGCGGUCCUCCCACGAACAGCAGCUGGCCGAGCUGCAGAACCAGUACGCGGUUGUCAGCCGUCAAUUGGAGCAUUUAACAAGUUCCCUGAACGGCUACUUUGCCUCGCAGAUAUCAGCUCUCCAGUCUGUCCAGCAGAAGGUUGCCUCCGUUUCGACCCCUGAGCAAGCCAGAGCUUUCCCCUCCACUACAUACAAAAUCCCGAAUGCUGCAAACGGGAUUCCUGCGCAGACAUCAUCUAACCCACCAUUUUCGGCUGUACGACAAACGCCUGUGCCCUCAUUCGUGCCCAUCUCGCCAUCCACACCCAUUGUGAACGGCUUGUCGAGCACGCCAAAUCCUCGAAGCUCACGCCUCGAAACCCCGUCUGUUGUAGCUUUCACUCCUAUCAAGACGCCCACCGGCGCCUCUGUCGAGCCACGAGACAAGAAGGACCUCAAGAUCACGCCGUCCCCCAACGCGAGCCAACCACCCACCGUCGAAGUAAGCUACCUCGAGACAGCAUGGGAGGCCUGGGAAGAGUUCCGCUACGGCCGCAACGGCAACCCGUCGCUCGAGACCCUCGACGCCGUCUGGGGCCCUAGGUGGCGCCAGGACUUCAAGCUGAGAGAGUUCUACAAGCGGCGCAAGGCAAUCGCCGACAAGAUCAAACAAUACAUGGCGGAUGGGAUCGACGAGCAGAGCGCUGUCAGAGCGCUGGACACGCAACGUAGCAAGCGGAAGCUGAAUUGGCUGUCCCUACGAAUCUUGGACGAGCGCAAGGCGCAGAAGGAGCAGUACAAGGAGGCGCGGAAGGCCGCACUCGCGAACAAGGAAGCCUUGAUGAGGGGUGCCUCGCCAGCGGUCGCGGCGGAUCCGCAUCCGUCCCCCCCUCAGACUCAGCCAAGUCAGCAGAUGCAGCAGACACAGCAGACGCAGCAGACACUCUAG
Messenger RNA from Diaporthe amygdali, 1140 nucleotides. RefSeq lists its product as uncharacterized. The record is from RefSeq and is a predicted model, not a curated record. Gene Ontology annotation, molecular function: DNA-binding transcription factor activity, RNA polymerase II-specific; RNA polymerase II cis-regulatory region sequence-specific DNA binding. Gene Ontology annotation, biological process: positive regulation of ribosomal protein gene transcription by RNA polymerase II. The transcript has 2 exons. The coding region runs from base 1 to 1140 and encodes 379 amino acids. Lineage: Eukaryota; Fungi; Ascomycota; Sordariomycetes; Diaporthales; Diaporthaceae.